Molecule: messenger RNA, 3703 nt
Organism: Opisthocomus hoazin
Lineage: Eukaryota; Metazoa; Chordata; Aves; Opisthocomiformes; Opisthocomidae
Source: RefSeq, a predicted model, not a curated record
AUGCUCUUUCUGCAGUUUGUGGCUGAGCAGCAGUUUGAGCAAGACCCAGAUUCUACAUGUUUUGGAAGGAAGGAUGUCGUAGAGCACUUGCUGCAGACAGGAGCCAAUGUUCAUGCUCGUGACGACGGAGGGCUCAUACCCCUGCACAAUGCCUGCUCUUUUGGUCAUGCUGAAGUGGUUAGUCUGUUACUAUGUCAAGGGGCAGACCCAAAUGCUAGAGACAAUUGGAACUACACUCCUUUGCAUGAAGCUGCUAUCAAGGGGAAAAUAGAUGUGUGUAUUGUGCUGCUGCAGCACGGAGCUGAUCCAAACAUUCGGAACACCGAUGGGAAAUCUGCGCUGGACCUGGCAGACCCUUCAGCAAAAGCUGUACUCACAGGUGAAUACAAGAAGGACGAACUCCUGGAAGCUGCUAGGAGUGGUAAUGAAGAAAAACUGAUGGCUUUAUUGACUCCUUUAAAUGUGAACUGCCAUGCAAGUGAUGGGCGUAAGUCCACUCCUUUACACCUAGCAGCAGGCUACAACAGGGUUCGAAUAGUCCAACUCCUGCUUCAGCAUGGUGCAGACGUUCAUGCAAAGGAUAAAGGUGGUCUUGUGCCUCUUCAUAAUGCAUGUUCAUAUGGACACUAUGAGGUUACAGAGCUGCUGCUUAAGCAUGGUGCCUGUGUGAAUGCUAUGGACCUCUGGCAAUUUACCCCCUUGCACGAGGCUGCUUCCAAGAACCGCGUAGAGGUCUGCUCCCUCCUGCUGAGCCACGGUGCGGAUCCCACGUUAGUCAACUGCCACGGCAAGAGCGCGGUCGAUAUGGCUCCGACGCCUGAGCUGAGGGAGAGACUGACCUACGAAUUCAAAGGACACUCUUUACUGCAAGCAGCCAGAGAGGCAGACCUAGCCAAAGUCAAGAAGACACUUGCUUUGGAGAUCAUUAAUUUUAAGCAGCCACAGUCGCAUGAGACUGCACUGCACUGUGCUGUGGCCGCUGUGCAUCCCAAACGGAAGCAAGUUACGGAACUUUUGCUCAGGAAAGGAGCAAAUGUUAAUGAGAAAAACAAAGAUUUCAUGACACCUUUGCAUGUUGCAGCUGAAAAAGCUCAUAAUGAUGUCAUGGAAGUUCUGCAUAAACAUGGAGCGAAGAUGAAUGCACUGGACACACUUGGUCAAACAGCGUUGCACAGGGCUGCAUUAGCAGGCCACUUGCAAACCUGCCGGCUCUUGCUGAAUUAUGGCUCUGAUCCCUCCAUCAUCUCUUUACAAGGCUUCACAGCAGCACAGAUGGGAAAUGAAGCAGUGCAACAGAUUCUGAGUGAAAGUACGCCUGUGCGCACAUCUGAUGUGGAUUAUCGGUUGUUAGAAGCAUCCAAAGCUGGAGACUUGGAAACUGUGAAGCAACUUUGCAGCCCUCAGAAUGUGAAUUGUAGAGAUUUGGAAGGCCGUCAUUCAACGCCACUGCACUUUGCUGCAGGAUACAACCGCGUAUCAGUGGUGGAGUAUCUGUUGCACCAUGGGGCAGAUGUGCAUGCCAAAGAUAAAGGUGGUUUAGUACCCCUGCACAAUGCCUGUUCUUACGGACACUACGAAGUGGCUGAACUCUUGGUGAGGCACGGUGCUUCUGUCAAUGUGGCAGACCUGUGGAAAUUCACUCCUCUACAUGAAGCAGCAGCAAAAGGAAAAUACGAAAUCUGCAAACUGCUUUUAAAACAUGGAGCUGAUCCGACAAAAAAGAAUCGAGAUGGGAACACUCCUCUAGAUUUGGUGAAAGAAGGAGACACAGAUAUCCAGGACUUACUGCGAGGAGAUGCUGCCUUGCUAGAUGCUGCCAAGAAGGGGUGCCUGGCACGAGUGCAGAAGCUGUGUACUCAAGAAAAUAUCAAUUGCAGAGACACCCAGGGAAGAAAUUCAACACCACUACAUCUUGCAGCUGGCUACAACAAUUUGGAAGUAGCUGAAUACCUUCUUGAGCAUGGUGCUGAUGUUAAUGCCCAGGACAAAGGAGGAUUAAUCCCCUUACACAAUGCAGCAUCCUAUGGGCAUGUGGAUAUAGCAGCACUGUUGAUCAAAUACAAUACAUGUGUAAAUGCAACAGAUAAAUGGGCAUUCACACCAUUGCACGAAGCUGCACAAAAAGGAAGGACACAGCUCUGUGCCCUGCUGUUAGCUCAUGGAGCAGAUCCAACCAUGAAGAAUCAGGAGGGUCAGACACCACUAGACCUGGCAACAGCUGAUGAUAUCCGAGCUUUGCUGAUAGAUGCGAUGCCUCCGGAAGCUUUGCCUACAUGCUUUAAGCCUCAAGCUACUGUUGUUAGUGCCUCCCUGAUCUCACCAGCAUCUACGCCGUCCUGCCUCUCCGCUGCCAGCAGUAUAGAUAACCUCACUGGGCCGCUGGCAGAACUAGCCGUAGGAGGGGCGUCAAAUGCUGGCGAUGGAGCAGCAGGAACUGAAAGGAAGGAAGGCGAAGUUUCUGGUCUUGACAUGAACAUUACCCAGUUCCUAAAAAGCCUGGGUCUUGAACACCUUCGGGACAUCUUUGAGACAGAACAGAUAACUCUGGAUGUGUUGGCAGACAUGGGGCAUGAGGAACUUAAAGAAAUUGGGAUCAAUGCUUAUGGACACCGCCACAAAUUGAUAAAAGGUGUGGAGAGACUGCUAGGAGGGCAGCAAGGCACCAAUCCUUAUUUGACUUUCCACUGCGUCAGUCAGGGGACCAUUCUCCUUGACCUUGCUCCUGAUGACAAGGAGUAUCAGUCCGUAGAAGAGGAGAUGCAAAGUACAAUCCGGGAGCAUCGGGAUGGUGGAAAUGCUGGCGGAAUCUUCAACAGGUACAAUGUCAUCAGGAUUCAAAAGGUUGUGAACAAGAAGUUGCGAGAGAGGUUCUGUCACAGACAGAAGGAGGUCUCUGAGGAGAAUCAUAAUCAUCACAAUGAACGCAUGUUGUUUCAUGGGUCUCCUUUUAUUAAUGCUAUCAUUCACAAAGGAUUUGAUGAAAGGCAUGCAUACAUUGGAGGAAUGUUUGGAGCUGGAAUUUACUUUGCUGAGAACUCCUCAAAAAGCAACCAGUAUGUGUAUGGUAUAGGGGGAGGAACGGGCUGUCCCACACACAAGGACAGGUCCUGCUAUAUCUGCCACAGACAAAUGCUCUUCUGUAGAGUGACCCUUGGAAAAUCCUUUCUUCAGUUCAGCACAAUGAAAAUGGCUCAUGCCCCUCCAGGGCACCAUUCUGUUAUUGGCCGGCCAAGCGUGAAUGGACUUGCGUACGCCGAGUAUGUUAUCUAUAGAGGAGAACAGGCAUACCCGGAAUAUCUCAUUACUUACCAGAUUGUGAAACCAGAAGCUCCUUCACAGACAGCAACAGCAGCAGAGCAAAAGACCUAGUAGCUACAGAGCAGUGAGGAAGGAUGUGACUUCAAUCUUGAACUGGAUGGAUACGUAUUUCAGAAAAUCAGUAUCAUAUAAAAUCCUUAACAACCUGGAAAUGAGCUGUAUGUCUCUUAUAAAGCAUUGGUGUCUUGAUGAAUACGAUAUGAGUAACUCUUGCAUACUCAACUGCUACUGUUCCUUUUGAGGAAAGUUUACAAGGGACUGCCUUUUAAUAACAUAUCUCAGGCUCCUAGUCUCCGCAGUUACCCUGUGUAAAAUAAUGGUGUUUUGAUCUAGACUUUGGGAACGUUAUUGUGCAAAUGGAAGUCUUUAUCAAUGCCAUCUCACA